ACAUAAUCGGACACUCUUUAAGUGUAAAAUGUGGGUGAGAAAGAGUCAUGCCACUAUCAAUAGAUAAGAUGAGUAACUAAACAGUGUUCCACAAAGGUCACGAACAAGACCUUUUGAUUGCAACAGUAUUGCCCAUCAUUGACGUCACAGCACUGCACAGGCCACUAAAUGCUAUUCGUCAUAAAUCAGGUGUAUUGAUGUCACCACACCUGACAGAUUAAAAUUCAAGGCGAGAGCAAAAUGAUUGUCACACUCUGUCAUCAUUAAGUCCAAAUAUAUUUUUCUGAAACUUUUAAGAGUUUAUAUUACUCAAAUGCAAUCAAGGUAUGCAAAAUACUGGCUGUUAAAGGUUUUAAUAAGAGAGCUAUUUAUUUUAUUCAUGGCAGAAAUUGGAGAGGAGUAAGUGUGUUAGAGAAGUGUUUGGCGUGUGUCCACAAGAGGGAGGGCCUUGAACCAUUCUAGCUCAUCUGACUGAGCUCAAACUAAGGAAUGGGAAUCACCAGUCUCUUUAGUGUGUUAGUCAAUUUCCUGUAUGUGGGGAAUGGACACUGAAAUAGUGGUUAUAUUGAGUUCAAGACAAACAACAUUAGGUACAGCUGCACAAUCAAAUUUUCCAAUAUUUUCAAAAUAUACAAACUUUCAGUAGCGACAGCGAAACAGUAGUGCUCGUUUGUAAUGUUAAGAAAAAAAAUUGCAAUGAGGGUAGAAUAACUCUGAGUUCAAAUGUAUACAGUAAAAGGUGUGGAAUCUUUUCCAUUUUACGAGGGAUGGAAUGAAAUGGUAAGUUUACACUGCAGACACUGCAUAGUCAUAUAUUUUAACAGUGUAAUUUUUAACUUGUAAGGCUUUUUUCUUGUAUUGGACCUCAUCAGAUUGUGCAGGUAUACCUAAUGUUGUGGCUGAGUGUACACUGCACUACGUACUGUAUACUGUACAAUGAUCUGACCUGUACUGCGUUAUUUUUCUGCAUACCCAUUUACCCUAUUGUAAUGUAGCUUGCAAGCUUGUAUGCGACUAUUACAUAACCAUACACCCAUGUGAACGUGAACAAUGAGGCAAAAUGCUAGCAUAAAGUAAAAUGUCAACAUUGACUCGACAUGUUUAGACAAAAAGAAGUGCUGCUGAUACCGUCAAUCUUAUUUUAACAAUUACCUAAAACGGACCAAUAGAGUCUGUCGCAGCCCAGCCAGAGGCAUGCAGCAUUCAGUGGGCAUGCCUGAGCCCAUCCCCGCCUGUGUGAGGCAUCUGCAUUGUGCACCACAUGCUCACUCACAUGGUGUGCCUGCGGAUGCUGAUGUGAUGCUGCGGCUGUGAUGCUGCUCCCAUCACACCUGUACACGUCCUUCCAUUCACAUCUAGCAGAGGACCAUACAGGCGCAGCAGAGCUGCAAUGUGAAUGAUGGGGAUGAAAAUUCAAGGCUGCCUUUUUAAAAAAAAAAAGAUUUUUUGUCACGGUGAGCCUAAUCUUUGGAUUAGAUUGUGAUGUGAGCGCGGACCGCUGAAAGAGAAUCAACCUGUGCAUUGUGCAUUGCUGCCAGAUGGACUUCGCAAAGCUGCAAACUGAUGUUAUAGUCUAAUAAAAUGGAGGACGGUUUUGAUUGCGACUGUGGCGAGCUUGAGCCACCUGAUCAUUGAGGCUGAGAAAUAACUCCAUUCUAAAGGCCAGGCUCUAAACCAGUUAGUUUUCAGGAUCAGGAUACUCCAUAGGACAAUUAUACAUCAAGUGUAAUAAAUACAAAAGUUAAGAAAAAAAGAGUGCAAAUCGGCACAUUGCUCAUGAAGCUGCUCAGGGCCAGUUAUACACUGAAUGUAUGUGCACUGUAAGGAUGCAACUACAUGCUUUUAGAGCCUAACAUUUGUCAGUGCAUUUUGAAUUGGCUUCAUCGGUCAUUCCAUUCAUUCCUACAAGCUGCUCUGUUAAUAUCCAUCCCCAAGAGUGGAGUUGGAAUUUGAAAUUGGUCGUCAUUCAAGAUGAAAUGCAAGUUUAAUUACGCUAUAGUGUCCUGUAUCUGACAGUGACGACUGCACAGGGGAGGAGGUGGAGUACAGAGACCUGGUGGUAGGGGGGUUUGCACAGGCUCUGAAGCAAUUUGAAGGGGUCUUCUGCUAGUAUUAACAGAUUUGAGAAGACCAAGUGGAGUUUGGCUUAAGAGCCCUAAUAGUUAUCAUGGCAGAGAAGUUUGAGUCCCUAAUGAACAUCCAUGGCUUUGACCUGGGCUCUCGAUACAUGGACUUGAAGCCCCUUGGAUAUGGAGGAAAUGGCCUGGUAUUUUCAGCAGUUGACACCGACUGUGACAAGCGAGUGGCUGUGAAGAAGAUUAUCUUGACUGAUCCCCAGAGUGUCAAGCACGCCCUGCGAGAAAUUAAGAUUAUAAGACGACUGGACCAUGACAACAUAGUGAAGGUUUUUGAAACUUUAGGCCCCAGUGGUCGCAGGCUAACUGAGGAUGUGGUAUCCCUGACGGAGGUCAACUCGGUCUACAUAGUGCAGGAGUACAUGGAGACUGACCUGUGUCAGGUGCUGGAGCGAGGCCUUCUGUCAGAGGGCCACGCCAGGCUCUUCAUGUACCAACUCCUCAGGGGACUCAAGUACAUCCACUCUGCCAAUGUGCUCCACCGUGACCUCAAGCCUGCCAACCUGUUUGUCAACACAGAGGACCUGGUGCUGAAGAUUGGGGACUUUGGUCUGGCCCGCAUCAUGGACCCCCACUACUCCCACAAGGGUCACCUGUCUGAAGGUCUGGUCACCAAGUGGUACAGGUCGCCCCGCCUGCUGCUCUCUCCAAAUAACUACACUAAAGCCAUCGACAUGUGGGCCGCUGGGUGCAUCUUUGCAGAAAUGCUUACUGGGAAAACGCUCUUUGCGGGGGCUCACGAACUGGAGCAGAUGCAGCUUAUCCUGGAAUCCAUCCCUGUACUGCGAGAGGAAGACCGCCAGGAGCUCCACAGCGUGAUACCCGUCUUCAUCCGUACCGACAUGUCAAAACCUCAGACACCACUGGUCAAGUUGCUGCCUGAUGUCAGUCCUCAAGCCCUGGAUUUCUUAGAGAAGAUCCUGACCUUUAACCCCAUGGAUCGUUUAACUGCGGAAGAAGCUCUUGCCCACCCUUAUAUGGCUGACUACUCCUUCCCCUUGGAUGAGCCUAUCUCUCUGCACCCUUUUCACAUUGAAGAUGAAGUUGAUGAUAUCCUGCUCAUGGACCAGAGCCACAGCCACACUUGGGACAGCAGGUGUCACGAGAGCCAGUUGUCAGAGGCUGACUGGCACUUGCACAGCAUCCAUGACCCAGAUGAAGUCCAAGUGGACCCGAGGGCCCUUUCUGACGUAACCGAUGAGGAGGUGGUUCAGGUGGACCCUCGGAAAUAUGCAGACGGAGAUCGGGAAAAGCUCCUGGAUGAGCCGUCCUUUGACUACUCCACUCUGUUCCCAUCAGAGAGGUCAUGGCAGGAUGACCAUCAUGAAAACAAAUACUGCGACCUUCAGUGUAGCCACACGUGUAACUAUAAGGCUGUGUCCCCUUCCUACCUGGACAACCUCAUCUGGAGGGACAGUGAAGUCAACCACUACUAUGAGCCCAAGCUCAUCAUUGACCUCUCCAACUGGAAGGAGCAGCAGAGCAAGGACAAAGCAGACCGCAAGGCCAAGACCAAGUGUGAGAAGAACGGGCUGGUGAAGGCUCAGAUUGCGAUGCAGGAGGCAGAAAAGACCCAGAGUCUGACGGAAAAAGACAGCGAGCAAGAGAAACAUCAGACGCAGCCGCAGAGUCAACAAGGCUUUGACUUUGACUCCUUCAUCGCCAGUACCAUCAAACUGAGCCUGCAGCCCGAGCCCUGUCAAGAGGUGGCGCUCAAUGACGUGGGUCUUCUCAACGAGCUCAACUCUUCAGUCUCUCAGCUGGAGGCGCCUAGAACAGGCUCCAUGUCCAAGUCCAUAAGUCAGGAGAAGGAGGAGAAGUGCCUGGUGAACCUGGCCCAGUUGGGCGGAGGAGGCUUGGCAGUUGUCAGCAGUGACGAUCCUUGGCCUGCUCACCCUUGGGAGAGCUUUGGCUCCGGUGAACGAGUCGCAGAGAACGGCUGUUUAAUAGAUGAAGCCUGCUGGGACAGUCACAAAGACAACCACUUCCAGAAGGAGAGCACUUACACCAGCUACCUGGACCACCUGUUCAGCCGCAAGGAGGAGGUAGUUGGUGAGUCCGUGGCCACCUUGGAGACGGUGUCGCUGGAGACCAGGGAAAGCGAGCUGGGUGAGAGCUUCCUCAGCAGGAGCACAGAGAUCGUGCUGAAUAUGCAGCUGGACACUCUGGCCUUGCCCGGCUUUGACAGCACUGACGAGCUGCCUCUAAAAUCCAUCCAGGCGUCCCUCACCCCCCUGUGCUGUCAAAUGUUCUCCACAGAUCGCCCACAAAAUCUACAGCAGCAUCUUCAAGCAUCUUAACUAGAAACAUCCUCCCUCACAGUGCAAGACCUUGACCGUUUUGUUUGUCCUUUUUUUGUUAUAUAUAUGAUAUGAUAUAUUCUACUUGAAAUCAUUUCAUACAUUUUUUUAUAUUCUUUUAAAAGUACAUUUUAAGAGUUGAUGGGUGAUUUUCUUCUACUUAAGGAGUUUUGGUCACUCUGAGCCUUGAUGCCCAGGCCUUCAUGGAUUCAUGUCUACGCCCUCAUUGCUAAACUGGCCUGUCACUCGCACACUUACGUACUGUAGACAAACAGAAAAUAGGCGGGGCGAAAGAUGGGUUUAGGAGAUUUAUGAUUUGGCUGUUAAGGUGUGACAAAGAAGGAAUGGUUAACAAUAGCAUUGCUGUAUGCUUUUAAAAGUGCUUUGUUAAGGCCAUUACGGAGAUGUAGGAAUAAGGAUGUUUUUUUUGUUGUUUAAUUUUGAUAUGACGUAAACGAAAGCUUCCUUUUUACAGCCCUUUCAUACUGUAAAUGUGACACAUGAUGCCAGCAGCAACCAUUACCGUAGGCGUUAAUGUAAUGUGUUAUCUACCUCAAGGUAACAGCCGCGAGAGACACUCGAAGCCGCACUAGUGCUUUACACACAUGACCAUCCUCAUACCAUGAAAUGAAGUGGUCGCGUAGAUGAAAUCUCACUUGAGCAUUUAACAUAGUGAGGUGUUUUCAGUAAUCAUUAUUUAUUUCUAGCAGAUGUGCGAUAUUUAUUUUAUCAAAAUUUGUGUUCUUCCAAUGUGAUUAUUGAAGAGUGAGGAGUUAGGCUGACCAUUUUCAUUGAAGCACUAUUUGGGUGUCCAUGUGUUCCUUUCUUGUUUAAUGGUAGAAAGCACAUUCAUCUGUUGUGUUCAAAACUAAGUUGAGGCUUUCUAUUUUCCAUCAAUGUUGUCAUAAUGGAUUUUUUUUUUUUUAUUUAUAGGUGCAUUCUGUUGCUAGUGGAAAAACAAUUAUAGUUAAUAGCAGCACCUAAAAGUCUUAAUUUUUUUUAACUAAAUGUAAUGUAUAAAACAGUGCGUGCAUGGGGGCAAGAGAAAGGUACAUUCAAAGUAAAGUUAAUGGUGAGUAUAAUGUGCGUCAGUUUUUAAAUGUCUUUUUGUUUGUUUCGGUUAAAUUUCUAUUUUUUUUUCCAGGCAAGCAUGAUAAUUUAGGUUAAGGUGUAGCAUGUAGAACACGUGGACUUUUUUUUUGUAAUCAUUGGUUCCCCUGUUCUACAAAAUCUAAAAAUAAAAGUACUGGCGAACAAG
Messenger RNA from Dunckerocampus dactyliophorus (ringed pipefish), 5693 nucleotides. RefSeq names its product mitogen-activated protein kinase 6 (gene mapk6). Gene Ontology annotation, molecular function: ATP binding; MAP kinase activity. Gene Ontology annotation, cellular component: cytoplasm; nucleus. The record is from RefSeq and is a predicted model, not a curated record. Lineage: Eukaryota; Metazoa; Chordata; Actinopteri; Syngnathiformes; Syngnathidae. Gene Ontology annotation, biological process: protein phosphorylation; intracellular signal transduction; cell surface receptor signaling pathway. The transcript has 8 exons. The coding region runs from base 2168 to 4435 and encodes 755 amino acids.